AUGUACGAUUAUAGCGUAAACCUAGAGAUUAAGGUUGGGGAGGAGAUCUUCAACCUGCUGCAGGAGAUGUACGCCUUCAGGGAGUUAGAUAGCAAGGUAGACAUACUCAGGGAGAGCGAUAAGCUCUACAAGCUAGUUACUAAGCUUAGCUCUAGGUUCAGCCUAGAUAACACUACUGCUAUCUCCUAUGCGCUUGCUAUCUAUAUCUACAGCUAUCUAAGCUGUUCGCGUGUCUUCCCUAAGGUGAUAUAUAUAUACUCCUACGUAUUCAAGCUAGCACUCAGCAAGAUAGAGCAGCGCUAUAUAGCUAGGGGGGAGCGCAGCCUUAACCUAGCCCACAGCAAGGCUAUCACACUAGGUGAGGAUGCCUUUAGGAGCCUCUUAGAUAUAAUAAGCUUCAUAGUAGAGCUCUUAUGUGAGAUAUAG
Molecule: messenger RNA, 426 nt
Organism: Colletotrichum gloeosporioides
Lineage: Eukaryota; Fungi; Ascomycota; Sordariomycetes; Glomerellales; Glomerellaceae
Exons: 5
Coding region: 1-426 (141 amino acids)
Source: RefSeq, a predicted model, not a curated record